AUGAAACCCAAGGACAUCGUGAACUCUUUCUUCCGGCUGAGCCAUUUGCCGGCAGAAAAACGUCAGGCCUUCAAGUCCAGCUCGAGCUUUGUGGUGCUUUGUCAGGGCGUGGUCAGGAGCGUCCAGCGGUUUGGGAACGCCGAGCUGAUCGUGCUUUUGAAAGCUUUUGUGGCCCUAGGCGUUCCGCCCGUCCAUUAUAUGUUGAAGGUCGUGGAAGCCGAAUGCGGCCGGCGGGUCGAGCUGCUGAGCUUGGACCAGCAACUGCUGGUGGCCGAUCUGUGGCGUUGCUUGAACUGCAAAGUCCCCCAGUAUCUGGACGCGAUGUUGAACGACGUCAACGCGAAGUGGAAGGCUCCGUCUUUGACCCAGUUGGUCCAGCUGGUCUACAUCGUCGGCGAAGGCCGUCGGGCCCCUGAAGAGUUAAUAAAGAAGUUGGAGGCCUCGGUGUCGGAACAUUUGCAGGCUCUCAGUCUGGAGGAAGUGGGAGUCGUCUGCUUGGGCUUCUUCAAGGCGCAAAGUAACAUGUCCGAGCCUCUCUUGAGAAAAAUCGGAGACAAAAUUUGUGGCUCCCUGGGAGACAUGAGCAGUUUUGCCAUCGUGAACGUGCUGAAAAUGCUCCGGGGGAUUCACUUGGAUCACGUGGACUUUCUAAAGGAACUCGGGCAUGCCAUUCCUCCCAGAAUCUCCACGAUCAGCAUGCCGGGGGUCAUGCACAUCGCAUUCGCCUGCUCCUCGUUGCGCUACUGCGACGAAGACAUCCUGAACGCCAUUGCGGCGGUGGUGCCUCCCAAGGCGGCUUCUUGCAGAACCAAGGACAUCGCGAAAUUGUUGUGGUCUUUUGGAACCUUGAACUACCACCCUCCCAACGGGGAAGAGUUUUACGACAGCCUGCUGGAGCAGCUGGAGUCGAGGUUGUUCGAGUACAAUAAAUUUCCCGAGCAUUUGAUCACCUCCUUGAUCGGUUUGGCCUUCGUGGAGCGUUUCCCCUACGAACUGCUGGACUACGUGUUGAGUCCCGAGUUUAUCCAGCUAAGCAGCGUCUGUAAACAUGACCUCUGGAAAGAUUUUUUCACCCUGGACGGGACGGUGGGCAUCGAGUGUCCGGCCUACGCCGGCAGUCGUCUGAGCGUCCAAAGCAAACAGGAGAUGGCGGGGAAAAUGCAGGACUAUUUCUUGAAGCAGGAAUUCGAGGCGGCGUGGUCCCUCCUGGAGGACGUGUUGGGGGGCCCCCAGUUUGUCAAGCUCCACGCCGUCUUGCCCCAUGUCAGGUCCGUGGAUUUAGAAGUCCGUUUAGACGCCAGCCGGAAGCCGUUGCCGUUUAAUUCGGAAGGGGCCACCAGGGAGCGCUUAGAACUGAAGAAAAAGGGCACGUUGCUGACCGAUAACAUGAUUCACCGGCUUUUGAAAGGGAAAUCGCUCGGCCGGCCUGACGCAAGCGAGAAAAACCAAGGUAUUCAGCAAAAGGCAGACUUUCGUGGACUGCCUAUUUGGAAAAAAUUGGAGUUUUCCGAUGCCGGACCUGGUUUGGACCCUUCAGCCGAGGCAAAAGUUGAAGGACGACCCUCUACGACGAACCAGGAGCAGCCAGAAUGUGUGAAAUUAGCUCUUCAAGUCACCAACCGAAACCAAUACAGGUACCACUCAAAAGAGCUGCUGGGACUCCACGCCAUGAAAAGGAGACAACUCCGCCAAAUUGGAUAUAUACCAGUGGAACUGCCCUUUUGGGAGUGGUUUCCGUUACUCAAAUGUAACCGGGAGGAACAGAGGAAGUAUUUGUGCCAGAAAGUAUACGAAUCGUAGCCAAAACAUUCCAUAGAACCGGACUAAAAAUCCUCGGGG
Protobothrops mucrosquamatus (brown spotted pit viper) is the source of this 1839-nucleotide messenger RNA. It is a transcript of the gene FASTKD5, whose product is annotated as FAST kinase domains 5. The transcript has a single exon. Gene Ontology annotation, cellular component: mitochondrial matrix; ribonucleoprotein granule. Gene Ontology annotation, biological process: regulation of mitochondrial mRNA stability; mitochondrial RNA processing. Bases 1 to 1800 code for a protein of 599 amino acids. The record is from RefSeq and is a predicted model, not a curated record. Lineage: Eukaryota; Metazoa; Chordata; Lepidosauria; Squamata; Viperidae. Gene Ontology annotation, molecular function: RNA binding.